This is a messenger RNA of Aspergillus wentii DTO 134E9, 2037 nucleotides long. RefSeq lists its product as uncharacterized. NCBI's taxonomy places the organism in Eukaryota, Fungi, Ascomycota, Eurotiomycetes, Eurotiales, Aspergillaceae. Gene Ontology annotation, molecular function: DNA-binding transcription factor activity, RNA polymerase II-specific; zinc ion binding; DNA binding. The transcript is spliced from 5 exons. The record is from RefSeq and is a predicted model, not a curated record. Gene Ontology annotation, cellular component: nucleus. Gene Ontology annotation, biological process: DNA-templated transcription. Bases 1 to 2037 code for a protein of 678 amino acids.
AUGGAUUCUACAUCAAAACGACGACCAUACCGCUCCCACAAGUUCCCCGCCUGCGAUAGGUGCCGUCGCUUUAAAAGGCGAUGCACUGGUGGCAAUCCAGAGGAGCCCUGCGUUUUGUGCAGUCUCCAGAACAUCCCAUGCCAGUUUUCAUUCAUUCCAAAGACCAAUUCUGCAUCUCGUCGCGCCUCGAAACGUCAAGAUCCCGCAUCAGCCCACAGGCAGCAACCAAUUCUUCAGAAAAGUCUUCCCAAGGUCACUCGCGAGUCUCCUCCAGCCAACGACGUGGAUUCUGGUCGAAAUGGCAUUGCGUCUGAAUACCACGCAUCCCCUGAUGCUAGAAACACACGGGAUAUAUCAUCCAUGGUUGUCAGUCCAGUGAUCACUGAAGACAUCCAGAUCCUCGAACAGUACAUGUCUUCCAGGCCCAGUUCCAUGUCCGUUGAAGCGGAUCAACGCAGUACUGCUACUCCUGGAAAGUCCGUGGCGUAUCUCAAAGUCCCACGGGGAAGGAAGGGACUGGCAAUUGCGGAGAAUCCAGGGAAACGCCAGAAAGAGAUUCUAUGGCAAAUUAUGCGGCCAUAUGCGAACGAACUGGUCAGACUAUACUUCCUCGAAGUUCAUCCAGCAUUUCCGAUACUCGAUGAACAGUCAUUUUUAGAACUCUACGAACAUGGCAGUGAUAAAAUCUCACCAGCUCUUGCCUGCGAAUUUUUUGCUCUAACUUUAACUCUAUGGGAUCACUCGGAUAUCCUAAAGCCUUUUCCCAAACCAGAUCCCGAGUUUAUUUGGAAUUUGGCGGUAGAAGCCCUGCAGCAGGAUUUCUUAGCACCCGGAUUAUCAACAGUUUAUGCUGUUGUCUUGGAUAUGGUGGGGCGUCCUAUAUUUUCUGUGCUAGGAAAUACAAUCAACAACGCAAGGACAGUGGCUCUAGCUCAGAGUUUGGGACUAAACAGAGACCCGACGCACUGGAAACGGUCAGAAAAUGAAAAGGCCCUUCGUAUUCGACUGUGGUGGGCAACAUUGAUUCAUGACCGGUGGUCAAGCUUUUCCCAUGGCAUUCCUCCAAGCAUCACCAGCAAGCAAUACGACGUUCGAGUUCCGGUUCUUGGAGAUCUUGUCACAAAAGACAGUCAAUCUGAAAAGCGCAUCCAAACUUCGGAAUGUUUCAUUCAUCUCUGUACUCUGUCUGUCAUUCUUGGAGACGUACUCCCCCUGGUGUACGAUUUGAAAAUCGACCAGCAGGAUAUUUGGAGACAGAUCAGCUGUUUAGAAUCCAAUCUAGACGAAUGGGAGAGCAGUCUCCCUAUAUACCUUCAGGGAACGAAUGCAGGAUACCCAACAACAGUAUCUGGCUCAAGCAGUUUACGUGUCGGCUAUUUAUCCGUCCGCUUAUUACUAUGUCGAAUUGCUUUGCAUGCUGCAAGUAUAUCAGGCAAUUUAGAUCGCAUUGAAAGCACACAGCAUCACCUUUCGCGGCUACGAAAGUCAGCACAAGCUAUCGUCGACUAUGUUUGUUCUUUGACAAAAGCUCAACUGCAAGAAUUCUGGCUUCCAUACACAGCACAUCAUCUCAUCCUGACGGUUAUCAUUCUAUUACGCUGCACCAUUGAGUCAGUAGACAAGAAUGUGGCCGAGUCUUGUAAAUUGAGUCUCCGCAAGUUCUGGGUCAAGCUCCAAGAUGCAGCUGAGAAUGAUGGAUGGGAUCUAGCGAGUAUAUGCAUUUCGCGAUGUGUUGGAUUCGUUUCGAAGAUAUUGGAUGCCUCUUCAGACUCGCAAAAGAACAACAAUAACCAUACGAUAGAAAACCAACCAACCAACACUACUCCAUUGAAUCCCCAAGCUUAUCAGGCUGGCAUACAUGACAAUAUCCCCGAUUUAACAGGGUUGGUGCCUGAUAUACUUCCGUUUUCGAACCCUGAUCUGUCGUUUGAGAAUCAAUGGGGGUCAUUAUGGGAUGGGCUGGGAUGGAUGGGAGUGGAUGAUCUAUCAUCAUAUGAGUUCAACGAUGGGCAAUUCAACCUAGAAGGCCCAAUUUAA